AUGAAUGCUCCUGCAGCAUUUGAAUCAUUUCUUGUAUUCGACGGAGAGAAAAAAAUAGUUGUUGAAAAAGAUACCAAAGUACCUAACGCAGCGGUAUUUACUGUAAAUAAAGAAGACCACACUGUUGGCAAUCUUCUUAAGAAUCAGUUAUUGAAAGAUCCCCAAGUGCUAUUUGCUGGUUACAAGUGUCCACAUCCAUUAGAGCACAAAUUUGUUCUGCGAGUACAAACAACGUCGGACACAACUCCGGCGGAUGCCCUUACUAGCGCUAUCACAGAUUUGAUGGCCGAAUUGUCAUUGUUUGAAGAACGAUUUCGAUUACAAAAUCGUUAUUUAAUUCCAAGUAUUUCACCAUCCUCUACUGUAUUUCGUGUCAAACGAAAGCGAAUUGCGGAUCCACAUGAAGCUUUAAUUAUUUCAUUAAAACGCUCAAGAAAAGUGCUUGAAGAGCCAAUAAUAUGUUUUCGAGCUUCGUCAUCAGAUUUAAACGUUUGUUUAUGUGCUGGUCACUUUCAGGAAUCACCACAGUGUAAUAUUAUUGACGUUGAUCCGAGUCUCAGUGAUGUGGACGUUAUGAGUUUAGAUUCACAGAAUGGUAAAGAAACAGGACGUAAUAUUGAUGAUGAUUCUAACAGUUUUCUAGAUUUGAUGAAAGAUGCACCAUGUUCUACUGCGUCUAGUGAACAAGGGUUUUCUCAGAAUUCAAGAGAAGCCCAAGUUUCCAAGAUAACGCUAAAUGGAGUCCCAAUGAAUGUAAUAAAUGUUGACUCUGGCGAAGACUUUACUUUCGAUUAUUAUUGGAGUUCCAAGGCAGAUGGUUGCGUGGCUAAUGAAAUAAAAAAUGUCCGUAUAGCAAACAGGGAAGACUUGUUGAUGGAUUAUAGUGAGCUGUAUGACAGUGACGAAGAUGAUGAUGAUGAUUCGAAUGAUGAAUUUAAUUGGCGUAAUGAUUAUCCUGAUGAACCUGAGGUUGAUUCCGAUAUAGAUGAUUUCAAAGAUUUAUACAGUGAUGGGGACGAGUUCACAGGAUACCUGGAGAAGCUACACUUUUACGAUAGCAGAUAUAGUGAGGACGAGAGUCCUUGA
Messenger RNA from Thelazia callipaeda (thelaziosis nematode), 1086 nucleotides. NCBI's taxonomy places the organism in Eukaryota, Metazoa, Nematoda, Chromadorea, Rhabditida, Thelaziidae. The record is from the annotation of a GenBank genome assembly.